Messenger RNA from Nicotiana tabacum (common tobacco), 588 nucleotides. RefSeq lists its product as uncharacterized. NCBI's taxonomy places the organism in Eukaryota, Viridiplantae, Streptophyta, Magnoliopsida, Solanales, Solanaceae. The record is from RefSeq and is a predicted model, not a curated record.
CAGCUCAUGAUCUCUUAUCAUACCAUACUCCUAUCAUCUUUUAGAUAAUAUAUAUUUUGCUUGAGCUUCAAAUCUUGUGUUGGUGAAGAUCAGAUAGUAACUAAACUAUUAUCAUGAGUGAUUCCUCUGCUUCAUACAUCCACUUGGUGCAGCACCUGAUAGAAAAGUGCCUGAUUUUCCAUAUGACUAAAGAGGAGUGCAUGGAGGCACUAUCCAAGCAUGCAAACAUCAAGCCUGUAAUCACUUCUACUGUGUGGAAUGAGUUAGAGAAAGAGAAUAAAGAGUUCUUCGAGUCAUAUACUCAAUCACAGAACAAAGAUCGCCUGACAGAGGCAGAGACUAGCGCGAUGAUUCAAAAAAUGAUAUCAAACCAUGAUCACGAUCAUUCCAAAGACUCGGAGGAAGUAGGUUGUUCGAAGGAUUCAGACAAGGGAUAACAUGUUAUGUCCAAGCGAAAGCGAUCUAACCUUUGAGUUCUGGUUGAUCUUUAGGGAUUUAACUUAUAUAACGCAAAACAUUUUCACGCUAUCAAGUGUACCUGUCUUAUUUUCCAUGAUUAUUAAUACUAUCAAUUAUUAUUUAUGGUUA